AUGUCCUCAAAGAAGGGGAAAAAAAACAAACGUGGAGAACGUGGAUCCACUGAAGAAGACACUCGAGCUGGGAAAAAAGCCAACAUGGCGGCAAGCGGCAUGGACACAGGUAUCGAAGAAGCUAUUCAAAUGUUAUCAGAAGAAAGCCAAGAGGAACCAAGUCUUCUUGAGAUAAAGAACAUUCUUAUCGAUAUUCAGAUACAGCUAUCCACUAUUCUAAAGGAAAACAUAGAGUUGCGAAAUGAGUUUGAAGAACUGAAAUGCUCUGUGAACUCCAACAGAAAGGAUCUUAACAGCCUAACAGAAUCAGCAAAUUUCAAUGGAAAAGAAAUCGAAAACUUAAAGGGAUCUCUUAAGAAGGCCACGGGUGCGAAUAAAGAACUGAAGAAUACUAUUUCAUCGAUGAACAACCGACUGAAAACAAUGUAUCAAGACCUAGAGAAUCAGCGCGAGGAAACCGAGCGCCUAUCGGAAGAGCUUGACAACUUAGAGCAGUACUCGCGGAAAAAUUCCGUGGAAAUCCAUGGAAUACCACAAGAUGCCUACACAAACACGGAACAAGUUGUUAUUAAGCUAGCCGAAGCCCUCAACAUUACAGUAGAACCCGAGGAUAUAGAAAUAUCACAUAAAAUUAACAAGGGCAAAGCAAUCAUCGCUAAAUUUGUAAAUCACAAAGCAAAGGCGAGGCUGUACAAAGAGCGAACAAAACUAAAGGAUGUGAGGUUGCAUGAUCUGUUUCCAGGAUACCCUUCUUCUGGUAACCGUAGAAUAUACUUAAACGAGAACCUAACGCCAUAUAGAAGAGAGCUGGUUGAAGAAGUUAACAAACGCAAACACGAUGGAACUCUUGUCAGUGUGUGGACCUUGGACGGAAAAGUUUAUGUCAAGACCUCGCCGUCGGGGUCUCCGAUCAGGAUUAAUUUUCUAAGCGAUUUAAACGAUUUGUAAGGUUGCAUACUUUCCACAUUACCAACUUAUAACUAUAACCGGAUGCAAAGUGUGGUAAUUUUACGAGCGUUGGAGUUAUCUGCUUCAAAGGUGAGCUUAAGCUGGCUAGUGUUUUGGUUAACGUGUUUCCCUGUAUUAUUUUUAUUUUAUUUAUUUUAUUUCUUCUUCUUCUUGUUGUACUUAGAUUUUUCGAGUGUUUUUCUAUUCUAAUUUUUCUCUUACUGGGUUUAUUUAUUAAUCUUAUCAAUGCACAAUCAGUAUCCUUUACUUGCUUUCAAAGUAUGUCUACUACAUUCACGCCUUUCGUUUGUUCAAUCACACCUUCGGCUCUUUUGUUUUUCAGCUAUGCAGUCCCACAAUUUGCAUACAGUAACACAAAAGUUAGUUGUUUGAUGCUUUUAAACUAAUAUCGCUUAAUGUGAAGGGCUUAAGUAAUUUCCGCAAAAGAAGAACCAUCUUUCUCUGGUGUCGUAAACGUAAGGCAGACCUGGUUUUUUUGCAAGAGACGCACUCGAUCGCUGCAACAGAGUAUCAAUGGAGAAAUGAAUGGGGUGCUGAGAUAAUAUCUUGCCAUGGUAGUUCAAAUGCGCGAGGUGUUGCGAUUUUGUUUAAAAAUGGUAUUGAUUGCAGCAUUAAUCAUAAAAUUGUAGACCCCGAGGGGCGAUACAUUAUUUUAAAAGCUUGCAUCCAAGAUAAAGUCUAUGUGCUGAUUAAUGUUUAUGCGCCGAACAAAGAUAAAGACCAAGUGAAUUUUUUCAACAAGCUACUUUCAAUUUUGCAAAAUGAAAAUCUGGAUUCUGUUGACAACAUUAUACUAGGAGGAGAUCUAAAUUGCCCACUCGAUCCAUUACUCGACAAAAAAAGGCGGAGCAAGUAUAAAAAGGAAAUCAGUUAUCUCUUGUGUCGACGAUUUCAAAAGUAAAUUAGAUUUAGUAGAUAUUUGGAGAUCCAAAAAUCCUGACGCAAAAAGCUUUACAUGGAGUCAGAAAUCUCCCCCCAGUGUUCUGUCGUCUCGAUUACUGGUUGAUAUCUAACAAUCUGAGCGAUUUUGUUGAAUUGACUGAAAUAAUCCCAGCUGUACGAACAGAUCACGAUGCAAUUUCUUUAGAACUCGGAAAGUUAGAGAACGAAUUGAAAGGGCCAGGAAACUGGAAAAUGAACUGCUCACUGUUAGAUGAUGAAGAGUACGAAGAAGAUAUGGCCAGGAUGAUUCCACUUUGGACAGCAGAAGGACAGAAAGAAUUCACAGAUAAUCGAAUGAUAUGGGAUUGGGUUAAAUAUAACAUAAGAGCUCAUGCUAUUCAAUACUCUAAAAGAAAGGCAAAAGAAAGGGUGAAAAAGGAACUUGACCUUCAGGAAGAAUUAAGUAAAGCAAAGGGUAAACUUGAAAAUAAUCCAAAGGACCAUAACACAACCAUUAUAACGUAGUUCGGGAGAAGUUGGAGUCGUUUUACGAAGAAAAAACCAAAGGCGUAAUAAUACGAGCACGGGCUAGAUGGCAUGAACAUGGAGAGAAAAGCACAAAAUAUUUCUUAAACUUAGAAAAAAGGAACCACGUUAAAAAGCAUAUAAGAAAACUGUGCAUAAAUGGUAAAACUACAACGGAUCCGCACUAUAUACUAAAAGAACAAGAGCGUUUUUACAGGGAAUUGUACAAAAGCAGCAUUAAUAGUCCUAAUACAGGAGAGAAAAUAUCUUCAUUUUUGAACGAUCUGAAUAUUCCCCAACUUUCAGAGGAACAAAAAAAUUCCUGUGAAGGAUUGAUUUCUCCGGAAGAAUGUUCUGAACUCUUGGACAGCUUCCAGGGUAAUAAAUCCCCUGGAAAUGAUGGCAUUCCAGCUGAAUUUUAUAGAAAAUUUUGGCCUUUAAUAAGCGAAAGUUUUAUCAGGUGCGCAAAUGAAUGUUUCGAAAAAGGGGAAAUGUCAGGCUCACAAAAACAGGCUGUAAUUACUCUGCUUGAGAAAAGCGGAAAAGAUCACACUCUCCUCGAAAACUGGCGGCCGAUAUCUCUUGUUAAUGUAGAUACGAAAAUUAUGUCCAAGGUGAUCGCAGCAAGGGUUAAAAAGGUGUUACCCAGUAUCAUUCACUACAACCAGACGGGUUAUGUUAAAGAUCGUUUCAUUGGUGAAGCAAUACGUUCUAUCUUCGAUAUUAUGGACUUCACAGCUAAGGAAAACAUCCCAGGUUUACUGUUGUUUAUAGAUUUUCAAAAAGCUUUUGAUAGUGUGGAAUGGGAAUUUCUCAUUGAGAGUCUUAAAAAGUUUAACUUUGGACGAGACUUCCUUCAAUGGGUGAAAACCUUUUAUAACAACAUUCAAAGCUGUGUUAUAAACAAUGGCGUUAGUUCUAACUUCUUUACUCUGGAACGUGGUGUUAGGCAAGGUGAUCCACUCUCUCCUUACUUAUUUAUAAUUGCUGUAGAAACUUUAGCAAUUGCCAUAAGGCAAAAAGAGUCAAUUAAAGGAAUCACAAUAGGAACCGAGGAAACUAAGCUUUUACAGUUUGCAGACGAUACAACCGCUGUGUUAGCUGACACAAGCUCGGCCGAAAGGUUAUUUGAACUACUUAACAAAUUCGAAAUCAUCUCUGGACUCAAGAUUAACUGUUCAAAAACUGAAGGUAUGUGGAUUGGAUCUAAGAGACAUUAUAAAGAAAAACCAUUCGGUGUUAAAUGGCCGGACGAGCCAAUAAAAGCUCUAGGUGUAUAUUUUACUUACGACCAAAAAUUGCUUAAAGAAAAGAAUUUUAUAGAACGACUGGAUUCAAUUAAAAAGCUUAUUAAUAUAUGGUCCGCUAGAGGCUUAUCGAUAUACGGUAAGGUGACAAUAAUCAAAUCUUUUCUUAUCCCCAAGUACAUUUACGUUUGUUCGAUUCUUCCAACUCCCAAUGAAUUGCUAAAAGAAUUGAAUAAAAUACUGUUUAAAUUUCUCUGGAAAGGUGUAGAUAAGGUAACAAGAGCUUCAGUUAUAAAUGAAUACGAAGAGGGAGGGCUCAGAAUGGUUGAUCUCGAGUGCAUGGUUAAAUCAUUGAGAUUAGCUUGGUUAAAACGUAUCUUCAGUGGGACUAAUGGAACUUGGAAAAGCUACCUACAACACAUAAUGGGCUCCGUUGGGGGAUUGUUCUUUUUUAACUGCAACUAUAAUAUCUCGGAUUACACAAUUCCUUCUCAAUUCUAUCGGGAACUUUUGUUAUGGUGGUCGCAAUUUCGUGAAACGUUUGCCACUGAAGAAGACUGGAAAACCAUAAUCUGGAAUAACAAAGAAAUAAAAGUAGAAAACAAGCCGGUUUAUUAUAAACAUUAUGUUAAUGCGAGAGUCAUUUGCAUUCAAGAUCUUUUACUUAGUCUGAACAGCACUGAUUCUUAUAAU
Molecule: messenger RNA, 4316 nt
Organism: Porites lobata
Lineage: Eukaryota; Metazoa; Cnidaria; Anthozoa; Scleractinia; Poritidae
Source: the annotation of a GenBank genome assembly